UCAAAGGAUUUCGUGUCUGAAAUGGAACAUCAGACUUCAUCCACCGAUUCUCAGGAGGCAAAACCUGUCAUGCCAAUUAAGACCAAGGCAGCCUAUAAAUUUUAUCCUCCUCAUAUUCUUUGUGGAAUGGAAGCGAGGAAGAACAAGCGUGCGAAACGCAGCCAAAGGGCUUCCACAAAGAAAAAUAGUGGAGAAGCUACUCCACCUGCGGCUAAGAAGACCAAAGUGGCUGAGAAGCCACCAGUGCUGAUAGAGGUACCCGCAGCAGUGGCACCUGCCACACCGGAGGCAACAGCCGCAGCAGCGGCACCCGAGGCCCCAGCGGCACAGGCCGCACCCGAGGCCCCAGCGGCACUGGCCGCACCCGAGUCACCAGCGGCACAGGCCGCACCCGAGGCCCCAGCCGCACCCGAGGCCCCAGCGGCACUGGCCGCACCCGAGGCCCCAGCGGCACAGGCCGCACCCGAGUCACCAGUGGCACUGGCCACACCUGUGUCAAUGGCACCAUCCCUACCAGCCGCACCAGAGGCACCAGCAGCAUCGGCCGCACCUGUGUCAUCAGUGGCACCAGCCCUACCAGCCACACCAGAGGCACCAGUGGCACCAGUGGCACCACAGGUCCCAGCAGCUGCAGUGGUCGAGGAGGAAGCCAUGGUGCCCCUGGAGGAAGAAGCGACCAGCAGGGAAGGGGUGGCUACUACAACCACUCCCUUGGUCUAG
Mus pahari (shrew mouse) is the source of this 720-nucleotide messenger RNA. Its product is annotated as testis-specific gene A8 protein-like. Bases 22 to 720 code for a protein of 232 amino acids. The record is from RefSeq and is a predicted model, not a curated record. The transcript is spliced from 3 exons. NCBI's taxonomy places the organism in Eukaryota, Metazoa, Chordata, Mammalia, Rodentia, Muridae.